Molecule: messenger RNA, 1001 nt
Organism: Polyodon spathula (Mississippi paddlefish)
Lineage: Eukaryota; Metazoa; Chordata; Actinopteri; Acipenseriformes; Polyodontidae
Product: glutathione peroxidase 7-like
Exons: 3
Coding region: 91-648 (185 amino acids)
Biological process (GO): response to oxidative stress
Molecular function (GO): glutathione peroxidase activity
Source: RefSeq, a predicted model, not a curated record
UUCACCAGUACGCAGAAUCGGGUCCGGAGCGCAGAAAGGAGCAAGGAGAGCAUCUUUUGGAGAACCGGUGUCUUCUGAACAGCUUUAACAAUGCUUCUGUCAUUUGUGACGUUACUUCUCCUGACUUUCACUUCUUUAGCGGCCAAAGUCAAAGACUUCUAUACUUUUAAAGUUGUAAACAUCAGAGGGAAACUAGUGUCUUUGGAGAAAUACAGAGGCUCGGUGUCACUCGUGGUGAACGUGGCCAGUGAGUGUGGCUUUACUGAGGGGCACUACAGAGCCCUGCAACAGCUCCACAGGGACCUGGGUCCUUAUCACUUCAACGUGCUGGCAUUCCCCUGCAACCAGUUCGGGCAGCAGGAGCCUGGCAGUGACAAGGAGAUCGAGAGCCUUGCCAGGAGGACCUACAGCGUCUCCUUCCCCAUGUUCAGUAAGAUCGCUGUGGUGGGCACCGGGGCCAAUAAUGCCUUUAAGUACCUUGUGGAGUCGAUCGGAAAGGAGCCUGACUGGAAUUUCUGGAAGUUCCUCGUGGACCCCAAUGGGAAGGUUGUGGACGCCUGGGGUCCGAAAGUACCUGUGGAAGAAAUCCGGCCACAGGUCACUGCGCUCGUGAGGCAGGUGAUCCUCAAGAAGAAAGAUGAGCUUUAGUGUAACAUCCAGACCUGUCAACAGCCUGGACUAUAUCAAGGUGCACCAGCUUUCCAAUAUCACCUGAUCAGAAUUUCAAUUCAAAAUGCUCUUAAAUCAACCAGAGCCUUUUGCUGUUGUGCUCCUCGUUUAUGGAACUCUAUUCCGAUUUACAUUAGGCAGUUUGAAACAUUGGAUUCUUUAAAGUCUAAGUUGAAAACAUCCUUUUUUUGGAUGUGCUUUUAUAUAAUGGACUGUAGCUGGAGUGUAUUGUGCAUACGAGCGCUUGUUUCGUUUUUAACUUUGCACAGCGCUGUGCGGUGCCGUGGUGUGAAGGGCGCUAUAUAAGAAUAAAUUUGCGAUGGUUCCGGCAA